Messenger RNA from Oncorhynchus mykiss (rainbow trout), 2917 nucleotides. The record is from RefSeq and is a predicted model, not a curated record. Lineage: Eukaryota; Metazoa; Chordata; Actinopteri; Salmoniformes; Salmonidae.
GAAGCAGCAGCAGCCAAUAGGAGCACACCUUUCAUGUAGCGCAAAUUUUGUUGUUGACAACAACGCGAUUUGGUUUACUAUCUAGCUAGCUGGAAUAUAUAAAAUAACAUUUAUGAUGACCAGCAGCAAAACUAAUAUCGGUUUGAUGAUCAUGUACAAGGAUGAGUCAGUGGACGUCCGUUACGUAGAUGAUUCCCGUUUGCACUUGUCGCCCUGUGGCUCGGAGUUCAUGUUGGAGAAAGCCCCUACACGAUCUGCACAUCCUCUUCAGUCUAAUGAGAAGGUUCGACAGAGGACCAGGUUCGCCACCAGCAGCUACAAGGACCUGAUGCUUGGUGCUUUGGAGUUCAGGAACGAGUAUGCAACACGACCUUACCUGCCUGAAGAACUAAUCUCGGACGACCACAGAAAGCAGGUCUUCAGCAUUGACCCUGAGGUGGAGUGGCCUGCAUGUUAUUCCUGUACUGCUGAGGUGGGAUUGAACCGAGAGAUCGUCGUCAGUUCAGUGGAGCGGAGUGCCAGUCUGCUGCUUUCUUCCUCUGGAGAGGAGUUCUCUGUAAACUUCACCUGCAGACUUAGUCACAACCAACACCACAGGCCUCGGAGCCGAGACCCAAAUAGGUCUGUCACUGAACACAUACAGCAAGACAACCAAACCUGUAGGCCAAAGACUCCAUCUCAACAGAGUGGCGCCUGUGCUGAGCAACAGCAAGGAGAGGUAUACCUGUCCACCAGAGUGGUCCAGCACCACUCUGUCUCCUGUGUUCCUCUGGUGUGGCGCUACCCUCUGUCUCUGGCCCUUCACCUCUGGCGCGCCCAGUCCCAGCCCUCUGGAGAGAGGAACAGGGGGGAGACAGAAGAAGAGACAGCCAGGGGGAGAGACCAGACUGAGAGAGCAGUGACAAUGACAAACACAUCUAGAGGAGAGAGGAGGUCUCACCUGCCCCAAGCCCUGCCUCUCAGAUGCCCUUCCCCUCAUCAGCACAGGUGGAAGUCCAUGUACUCUCUGGUCCAAGAUGAACAGGAGGCAGACCAAGACCUCCCUACAGAGUUGGUUAAAGUGGUGUGGUGCCAAGGGGUGCUGUACAGGAUAGUGGAUGGAGCCAUCCCAGUUGUGGAGGUUUCUCCAGGGGAUGGUUCAGUCAUCAGGUCUAACGGAGUGCUGGCCAGCUACUUCACCCACCACAGAGCUGGCCCUGGCCCUGGGGAGGUAAAGGAUGUGACGUACCACCUAAGCAGCCUCCCCCCUGACACACCUGGGCAGGUCUACUCUGUGUGCUCUAUGGUGACUCGAGCCAGCAGGAUCCUGAACUGCUACAACCAGGUUAGACACUCUCUAAAGCUCCCUGCUGCACAGAGCUGCUACAACCAGGUUAGACACUCUCUAAAGCUCCCUGCUGCACAGAGCUGCUACAACCAGGUUAGACACUCUCUAAAGCUCCCUGCUACACAGAGCUGCUACAACCAGGUUAGACACUCUCUAAAGCUCCCUGCUACACAGAGCUGCUACAACCAGGAGACCAGUUCAGAGCCCUUUAUACAGGAAGUACACAUUUCUGAGUCUGGUUACAUUAAUACCACUGAAACAAGACAAAGCAGGCCUAACUGUGUUGCUGAAGAGCUGGAGAAGAUCAAACGCUUCAACUUUCUGUUGGAUAACAGUCAUCUUCUUAAAGCCCAGAGGGGUUCUACAGUGGUGGGCUGUGGUUCUAAAGAGCACGUGGCCCACUGUGAGCCGGUCAACGAGAGCAUCGCGGAGGCCCUCCAGAGAACUUCCAAAACCAUCCAGGAUAUCGACAACCUCCUACUUUCUAGAGACACUGUCAUGCAGGGCAGCGGAUCAUACAGUCCUGUGUGACGUGUGAUGUCGGGUUUGCUGUCAGAAAAGACUUAUUGCAAAUGAGGAACAUGUGAAGCAGUCAGAAUUAUUCAUUGGUUUCAGUAUCACUAAGUAAACAUUGUCUAGUGGCAGUUUCAUUGCUUUACUUACAGUUGAAGUACAGACUGCAGGAAAAAGAAAAUAGUUUUCCAUUAUUGUGAGGCUCAGAUAUAGGUCAAGGUGUCUAACACUGUCCUCCAGCUCAGCAACAGCCUCAACCCAUGUGUGGUUAGACAUAGUGGUUAGACCAGACUCUGAAAGACGAUGGUUGUGGUGUGUUGAAGCUAGGCAACAGUUUGUUGAAAAAUACUUAUUGUCCAUCUUAUUGCAAUUCCUGUACUGUCUUCAUCUGAUAUCAUGAGGCGUAUUGUACAGUGACAAUCACAAGUAAGAACGAUUUUAAGUCAUCUGCCAUGUCCAUUUCACCUUGUUGUCAGUGCUUUUCCAAGUGUACAGUUUAAUAAGUGCCAUGAUUCCCCAUUUUGAAUAACUCAUCAGUUCAUGGUGGUCUCACUUCAGUAGGACUGGAAAGAAGAACUCUAAAGGAAGUGGCUGGAAAUGACUAAUGUUUUGUGUUGUGCUAUACAGGAUGUGUGUCAUUAAUACUCUACAAGGUGUUGAAAGUGUUCCACAGGGAUUCUGGUACAUGUUGACUCCAAUCCACAGUUAAGUUGGCUGGAUGUCCUUUGGGUGGUGGACAUUCUUGAAAACCCCAGCAGCGUUGCAGUUAUUGACACAAACGGUGCACCUGGCACCUACUACCAUACCCUAUUCAAAGGGACUUAAAUAUUUUGUCUUGUCCAUUCACCCUCUGAAUGGCACACACACACAGUCCAUGUCUCAAUUGUCAAGGAUUAAAAAUCCUUCUUUAACCCUCCCCUUCAUCUACACUGAUUGAAGUGGGUUUAACAAGUGUCAUCAAUAAGUGAUCAUAGCUUUCAUCUGGUUCACCUGGCCAGUCUAUGUCAUGGAAGGAUGUUUUGUAUUCUUAGUGUAUGUUCAUGAAUAAAGCCAAACUGUUCAGAAUGUCUUACAGUA